UAUACAGACACAAGUGUUUUUGAUUUGGCAGUGAAUUCGGACUGUCUAAUAACUUGUGUGCAAAGAUCCGUUUUUGGCGCAAGUUAUUCAGAAUUCUCCACUGGAUGGUCUAAAAGGUUAAGAUGGGAGCGUUCAGGAACUUCGGGUGUGGAGACUUUCAGUAAGGACGAUGGGACACUUCCACAGAGCCCCCUCCUUGCACAGAUUUCUUUCAAAGCAGGGCUCAAGUCGUGCGCUGGUGGUGCGCAUGCGUUGAUGGGCGGCGGCGCGGGCGGCGGGCGGGCGGCGCGGGCGCUCCGCCUGCUGCUGCUGCUGGUGCUGGCGCUGGCCGCCGUCGAGUACCUCUUCGGCUCCAUCCUCGACGCCUCGCCCCUUCGCACCUACCUCUACACUCCUCUGCACAACGCUACGCAGUCCUCCCUCAAAAACAUUGAUAAAACGCUGCAAACCUGGCCUAAGAAGCUCCCAUACGCUGCCACUGAAAACUCAACGAGAAAUUCAACCCAUAAAGCCGCAAACGGUACAAUUACUAGGAACUGUAGCAAAGAAACAACCAAUAUGACCCGUCAGAAUAUAUCGGAUGACUUGAGCACUCCACUCUUGAUUACGAAGAUUAUGGAGGGUAUCAAGAAUCUGGUGACGACUGAAGAUGGGGAGUUCAAAAUGUCCGAACCGUCGGUACCAAUUUGCGAUGAAAUGCCACCGGACUUAGGUCCAGUACAAGUUAACAAGACUGAAAUGGAACUGGAUGCUGUGGACAAAAAAUACCCCGAAGUGCAGUUAGGCGGGCGGUACUCGCCACCGAACUGCACCGCCCGACAUAAGGUCGCCAUUAUUGUGCCUUACAGAGAUCGGCAACAGCAUUUAGCGAUAUUUUUAAAUCAUAUGCACCCGUUCCUGAUGAAGCAACAGAUCGAAUAUGGCAUAUUUAUCAUUGAACAGGAAGGCAACAGUGAUUUCAACCGCGCCAAGCUGAUGAACGUGGGUUUCGCUGAGAGCCAGAAGCAGAAGGAGGGAGGCUGGCAGUGCUUCAUCUUCCACGACAUCGACCUCCUGCCGCUAGACUCCAGGAACCUGUACUCCUGCCCCAGGCAACCGCGCCACAUGUCUGCUUCCAUUGAUAAGCUUAAUUUCAAGUUACCUUACGAAGACAUUUUUGGAGGUGUGUCAGCCAUGACUCUGGAACAGUUCACCAAAGUCAACGGUUUCUCCAACAAGUACUGGGGAUGGGGCGGAGAAGACGACGAUAUGUUUUAUAGAUUAAAAAAGGUCAAUUACCACAUAGCGAGGUACAAAAUGUCGAUCGCGCGAUACGCUAUGUUGGAUCACAAGAAAUCUUCACCUAAUCCUAAGAGGUACCAGCUGCUGUCACAAACGAGCAAAACAUUCCAGAAGGACGGCCUAUCGACGCUCGAAUACGAGCUGGUGAGAGUGACGCAACGACACCUGUUCACGCACAUCGUCGCCAACAUCGACGAGCGCAGCUGACGGAUGUAUCUCGCCAAGCUUCUGUUUGGCGAUAGGUAACGUCUGCUCAUGGACUGUGUCACUGCAGAUUUAUCAGUUCCAUUUUUUUUGUGCAUUUUUCAAGUGUGAUUUCAACUUUUGGCAUCGGCUGCCUGCCCCGUUUUUUUGUGAUAGUUGAAAUUAUGAGAUAAGAAAAGGAUAGAAAAAGAAAGUUGUGAUAGUUGAAAUAUGAGAUAGGAGCUACCGUUGUGAUUGGAUGGAUUUUUGGUGUUCUUGCUGCAACUGUGAUUUUAAGCCAAUAAAUUGUCAGCCAGUCAGAGGUAGCUGCGAAGCUAGGGCGACAGGCAUGUUGCUGCUAUAGGUUUUUCUGUGUGAACAGUUUUGGUGUGGGGAUAUUAUAAAAAGUAAAAAGAACGCGGCGACGAAACGCACCUUUUCACGCAUGCAUUAGCUAACCAUCGCUUCCGUUUGAGUGAGCGAGACAGAAGACAAGAGAGAGAGAAGAUUUAGCACAUAACGCAAUUUACGAGUAUAUACAAUGCUUCGCUUCUAUGUGUCCAUCCUGACGAGUUUUUUUUUAAAUCCUGCAAUAUGUAUUUUUCAAGUGUAAUUUCACCUAACGUCUGUUUCAGUUCUAUUUUUUAUUCUUGCAUAUUUUUCAAGUGUAAUUUCAACUUUUAGUAUUAACAAUGCUGUUAGCGUACUGGAUUGGCCAUUUGAUUCAGUUAGAAUAAUGUGACUCUGCAGCCUAAGCGCAAGUGCAAUUAAUGAUUAUUCCCGUUGACGAAGUGUCAUAAGAGCCGCGAAAGUGGUGUGUAACCUUUGUGCAACAUGGAUUGAGCUUGGUUUGCUUUUGUUACAUUUUUGAAUGAUUGAUGUAAAUUAUUGAAUCGAUUACUUACCAAAGAUUUAUAGGCCAAAAGAUUCCUUACAGCACUGUUUUUGACUACAGCCGCAUUGUAAAUUUCGGCCGCACUGCUAGUGUGAAUGAAAUGGACAUUUUUGGACUAAGUAUAUAAUAUAUACUUAAUAAUAUUAUGUAUGUGCCAAUUUAAUCCAACGAUUUUAUUUUUGUUUGAGCUUUUUAAUAAAUAUUUUCGUGAACUUUCUUUUAUAUCAGAACUAUUUUACUGUCGCUUCAUUAAAUUAUAUUUUUGUGCUAUUUACUAUAGGAAGAAAUAAUACAAGAUUGACUGUAAAAAGUUUGAUUUAUAAAUAAAAAUUAGAUAGAUAGCUCUAAAUUUAAAAGUAGAUUGUUAAAAAAGCUUCUUUAGUAUAAAUCGAUAUGGCUGCUACUGUGUUUAAAAUGUAAGAUUUAACUAGUCUUUUUCACAAAGUCCAAGAUUGUAAGUAAUAUUUAAGAGAUAUUUAAGUAUAGGUAUGUGGUGUAUUUUGGAAGGGUCCGUUGUGAGAAAACCUAAACUUUUGUAUAGAGAAACGUCUAAGGAAGGAAAUGGUGUCGAAUUUAGAGAAAAAGAAAACAUUUUUUGUGAAGUUAAAAAACGUGACAUACAGUAAUACCCAUAAUUUGUCUUUUAAGUAGUUAAGAUAUAGCAGGACAAUAAAGUUAUUCAACUCUUGCAAUUUGUUUUGGGAUUUUUUGCAAUAGUUCAUUUGUCAUUAAAAUUAUGGCUACUUAUACUUAUAAAUUGUCA
This is a messenger RNA of Maniola jurtina (meadow brown), 3122 nucleotides long. RefSeq names its product beta-1,4-N-acetylgalactosaminyltransferase bre-4. The transcript is spliced from 10 exons. Gene Ontology annotation, biological process: glycosphingolipid biosynthetic process; carbohydrate metabolic process. Gene Ontology annotation, molecular function: N-acetyl-beta-glucosaminyl-derivative 4-beta-N-acetylgalactosaminyltransferase activity. The record is from RefSeq and is a predicted model, not a curated record. Lineage: Eukaryota; Metazoa; Arthropoda; Insecta; Lepidoptera; Nymphalidae. Bases 256 to 1488 code for a protein of 410 amino acids.